Spodoptera littoralis (African cotton leafworm) is the source of this 5968-nucleotide messenger RNA. The record is from the annotation of a GenBank genome assembly. NCBI's taxonomy places the organism in Eukaryota, Metazoa, Arthropoda, Insecta, Lepidoptera, Noctuidae.
AUGUAACGUUAAAAAAAUAGUUACUGAACGAAUGCCUAUACAUCAUGUAUGCUACUGAGUGACAUGACGAUGACAUUAAUUUAUUGACAUUACAGCAGUGGCGAAUUGUGUUGACGUUCUUGGUCGGGGAGCUUUAUUAAAUUUGUAAUAUCAAUUCAUAUCAGAAUUUCUUAAUUUGCUUAGAAAUUAGUAACAUAAUCUGACAAAAGUGUCAAUUGUUAAAUCAUAUUUCUCACAAGAGUGGCAAAUGUUUCACAAGCAAAAUGUACUUUCCAAUAGGUUGGCCCAAAGUUCUGAAAAAUCUGGGAGCAGAUAAUCAAAUUAUAAAGCAAAUCGUGUCGAAUAGAGACAAGAUAUUGUUUGCUUCCUUGAGUGAUGACUGUUUAGCUGUAUGGUUUUGUAAGCCAAGUGUCCCCAUUGUGUACCACAAGAGGAGUACAGAAUCUCUUCAAAGACUUGGAGUCAAUGUCGGAGUGGAAUGGAAACCUGAUUCCUCUAUGAUAUGCAUCUCUACCUCAGAAGGGCAUCUAAUAUUGUACAAUGUGGAAGCUCAUAGUGAACAGACUGCGUACCAACAAUAUGAUCCACCCACUGCAAGUUUACGUCGAGACUCCGCCGAGUUAUUUGUCAAGGAGGUCAUACCAUCAUUGAAAAUUACUCUGUUAAAAGAAGUGUUAGUAUGGGAUGGUCAGAUCACACGGAUGUGCUGUAUAUCUGGCACAGAGAUUCUGGUAUGUACCACCAGAGCCCAUCUACUGCGGUAUCGGUGGGAUGGUACGCAAAACCGGGAUUACUGUCUCGACCUUGGAAGAAUACCAUUUUCCAUCAACCAACAGGUUUCUAAAGCGGAGCCGAUAUUAGAAGACAAUACACAUGUUAAUGACAUAGAAUAUUCGCCGCUGGUGUGCGGGUUUGGGAUAACUCUCAAUGACGGACGGGCGGCCUAUCUCACGGCUCCUAAUCUCAAGUUUGAUCCUAAUGCCGUUCAAGGCAUUUGGGCUCCUGGCAUUGAUGACGCGACUUGCGCAAGAGUCAACCACAAGUUUAGAUUAAUUGCUAUUGGCAGGAAAAAUUCUCAAGUGGACGUGUUCACGAUAGACGAGGCGACGGGCGGCUUGGAGCUGUCACAUACGAUGGUGCUCAGCUCCAAAGACUUCCCCGGCGACCCUGGACCUGUCAAGUGUAUGAGAUGGACAGCAGACGGCCGUGCAAUAGCAGUGAGUUGGGAGCGAGGCGGGGUGUCGGUGUGGUCGACGUUCGGUGCCCUGCUCAUGUGCUCGCUGGCCUGGGACUACGGACUCAACCAGGACCUUGGCAAGUCCAAUCCGUUGGUUGUGUCUAGUUUAGAAUGGGCGACUGAAGGGUACCAGCUCUGGAUGGUGAAAGUGGAAGGAGACUCCAGCACCAACAUCAUUCAACUGGAUUUUGUGAAGAGUCCACUAAGUGUAAACCCUUGCAUGAGCAAUCAAAGACACCUCUACUUACAAGCAGAUGACAAACUGUACGUGAACUUAGAAGAUAAUUUAACGAAACGUACAAAAAUCUCAAUCAUUGACUCGUCUUCAGAAAUAUACCAGGCAGAGAAUGGUCUACCCGACCAGCCUACGUUGGAAUAUGAGAGUAGUACUAACUAUAGGGAGUUUGUUGACGACAACGAGUGCAGGAAACAGUGGAUAGUGUUGCCUCUACCGGCUACUUAUAUUGCUACCAAUUGGCCGUUGAGGUACAGCGCAAUAGACGAGGCGGGCGUGAACGUAUGCGUGGCGGGCCGCACGGGGCUGGCGCACUACAACUGCGUGGCGCGGCGCUGGAAGCUGUUCGGGAACGAGGCGCAGGAGAAGGACUUCGUCGUCACGGGCGGCAUGCUGUGGUGGAGGGAUUAUAUUGUUAUAGGUUGCUACAGCAUUCUAGACGGUCACGACGAGAUUCGCUUCUAUCCCCGAGAAGCGAAGUUGGACAAUAGAUUCGCGAAGAUAGUUCGAGUACAAUCGCAAGUGUUCGUGCUGGACAUCCUGGAUGACCAGCUCGUGGUCUUCGGAGCUGAUGCCCUCGUCACCAUAUAUGAACUCAACUGCAUUGAUAAUACGGGUACGAUAGAGAUGCGCUGCGUGCAGGCGGUGGACGUGUCUGCGCUGUCGCACCCGGCGUGCGUGGUGGCGGCGCAGCUGUGCCGGCUGCAGGACCCGCCGCACCGCGUGCGCGCCUCCACCGUCUGCGUGCCCGUGCAGCGCCAGCCCGACUCCUUGGUGAUCAACGCCAGCGGUAAGCUGAUGAUGGUGCAGAGAGAAGAGUAUGACGUUGAUGAAGACAAUAAUCCGGCCUAUAGCUGUCUUCCAGCAACAGUUCUAGCAUCUUGCGUGGAAAGUGUCUGGUCCUGUGGCAGUGUGACUGGCUCACAGACACAACUGUCCCGAGCUCUAUGGCUCUGGUGUGGCGCUUUAGGCGCGAGAGUCUGGCUCCCCUUACUACCACGAGAUACGACCAGACACCCUGACUCGAGCAGACAUACGUUCAUGGCUAAAAGGAUCAUGCUGCCUUUCCAUCUUAAUAUUUAUCCGUUAACAAUUUUAUUCGAUGACGCUAUCCUGCUGGGUGCGGAGAAUGACACAACUCUCUACGCUUCAGACUCCAGCUCAGUAUUCUCGCUGCCAUUCUGUGUCGUCAAUAGAACAAGCCAAGUUUACCUCCAUCAAAUUCUGCGGCAGCUGCUCCGUCGCAACCUGGGGUACCACGCGUGGGAGAUCGCGCGCUCAUGCUCACAGCUAGCAUACUUCCCUCACUCCUUGGAACUGCUCCUUCAUGAGGUGUUGGAGGAAGAGGCCACCAGCAAGGAACCCAUACCUGACGCCCAACUGCCGUCUAUUAUUGAAUUUGUUCAUGAAUUCCCCGUGUAUUUGCAGACAGUGGUACAAUGUGCGAGAAAGACAGAGAUAGCGCUAUGGGCGUAUUUGUUCUCAGCAGCGGGGAAACCGAAGGAAUUGUUCCAGGAAUGCUUACAACGCAAGAUGCUGGAUACCGCCGCCUCUUAUUUAAUCAUAUUACAGAACUUGGAAAGUUCAGCGGUGAGCAGACAGCUAGCGACACAACUUCUCGACACCGCCCUGCAGCAGGAGCGGUGGGAUCUCGCCAGGGAUCUCGUCAGAUUCUUGAGAGCUAUAGAUCCAAACGACGUGGAUUCACCGAGGAAUUCGGUGAACGUUCAAGCGAAGUACGGACAGGUGGUGCAGUCUCAAACUGUCAGUCCCAACGCUGAGGACCUGUCCGUCAUACUGGGCAGCAUGCAGUUGGCGGGCGGCCGCGGUCGUAGCUUCAGUACGACAGUAUCUCCCCGCGAGCCCUCGCCCCCCGCACACGCGCCCCCUCCCCCCGCGCCCCCGCCACACGCACCCCCCGCACGGGCCACUGCCGCUGUUAAGAGGAAGAAAUCUGUUCCUGCUAGAUCUGAAAGACGUACACCUUGUUGCGUGGUUGGCCGGUGAAAGGGAACGAGCGGCCAGGGUAGAUAACGCCGUACUUUGUGUCAAGAAACUGCAUGAAGACUUUGCUUGGCCAUACCCUGUCAUUAAUGAAUCGGAACAGUAUCUUCAGCGGAAGGGGAGCACUGUUGCAAGUACAUAUACACCGUCAGCGGAAUCAGAUAGUUUAUGCGGAGACAGUGGGUACAUGAGUCUGCCGCUACGAGCUGCUUUACCGUUGAUGACUGGCGCAGUACCAGUGUCGCCUGGACCUGUGAGUUCUGCGGGAGAAGGCAGUGUAGCCGAGGGUGGUGGCGUGGCGUGGGGCGGCGAUGCUCUCGGGGCCGGGGAGGAACGACGGUACGCGGCGCUCAUGGAGCGUCUGCAUCACCACCAGGCAGAGCGAGGCUCGCAUACUGCGCAUGUACAACUCAGAUACUAUCUACAGUUAAUGACGGAAGCUAGUUGCGUCGAGUGGGCAGUAAUAGUAGCGGUAGUACUCCGCGACGCGCUGGCCGUGCUGCGAACUACGAACGCGGCGCGGGGGAACGACGUCAGUCUCGACGCGGUGCGGCGACUGCGCCGGACGCUGCAGGACAUCUGUGCGUGGACUGACGCCGAGUGUCUCGGCUACAAACCUUUCAUGAUGGCGAUCAGCAAUCAAAUCCCGUUCCUAACAUCGAUAAUCAACACUCGAGAGCGUCGACUGUCGAUGACAAAGUCUCGUGUUCGGACGCCUAGCACUAGCUCUUUAGGACAAGAGGUAAAACCAAAACCACAGAGUCAGGAAACUAAGCUCCCACCGCCACAAAAGGCCGAGGUAUCUAAACAAGCUGUGAGGAAAGAGUCAGCGGGCGCGGAGCCUGUCCCGUCGGUGGCCCCGCCCACGCCCCGCCCACCUGCGCCUGCGCGCGAUGACGUCUCCACCGGCUGUGUGCUCAUGUAAACCUCUUAAGCAAAUGUCACCGAGACGAAAUAAUUUGACCGUCAUACUAAAACAACUAAAGUAAGUUGUUUUUUUUUUUAUUAAAAGAAGUUAAUACAGAAGUAUGAUUUCAAUAAUAUCAAUGCCAAGGAAAAAUGAACGUUGUUCCACAUAGUUAAAGUUGCUUGUUAUAAGUAUUGGUUUUAUUUCGUCUCGAUGACACGGCUUUCACGUUACGUAGUGUAAGUAAAAAGGUUAGUGUCAGUAUCAAUUUUAUUAAAAUAGUUGUAUGAAUUGGUGUCUAAAGGCGGCCGUUGAAGCGAAAGUUUUUUAUUAAAAAGAAAAUUGAUGCUGUCACCCAAUUUUGUAUGAAACGUUUUGUAUCUGGAAUUAGACAAUUUUCUUCUACAAAUAGUAGAAUUAGUUUAGUAGACGUCUGUCGAGAUUCUAGAUAGUAUUAAAAUUAAGAAUAAAUUUUUUUAUUAAUAAAUUUCAUACUUUCGUACUCUAGUAACUUUCCUAUACUAUAUUUAUUAAAAAAAUCUUCACUUUCGUCUCGACGUGUUUACUAUUUACUAAUCAAUGUACUUCUUUUGUAAAUAAUUAGGUAAAAUUAAAUGAAUCUUGUAGAAAGCUACUUUGAAACUUAUGAAUGAAAGUAGGUAUAGCGAACGAUAUAUUAUUAUAAUUUUGGUGCUGAAUAAUGUAUACAUCUCGAUAUUUAUUUGUGUAAAUGAAUUUAUUUUUUCUCUAGUCUAUUCUUAACUUUUAAUAACUUAUUUCCACCAAUCUACAGAGGAGGCCGAAGCAAGGAACAUGAAUAUUUGAAAAAAGAAUGCAUGUUCCAUAAAGUGUCGACGUAAUAUUUUUAUACCUCUGUUUUAAUUGUGCCAGCUAAAACCUAUUUUAAAUGCAACCUCUUUUUUUCAUCCCUUCUAUUUUUUUACUCUUUGGUCUCCAAAAUUAGUCUAAUUUCACUAUUAUUAUCUAUUUGAAUGUUUAAUAUUAUUGUACUUAUAAAUAAUGGUAUUACAUAGUAGUUAAUAUUAAUUAAUUUAUCUCAUAUUUUAUUUUGAAAUCAAUACGGACAGCUAGUGUAGAUAUUAAGUCUAUGGGUUGGUCAUCCUGGACGAUAUUAGUAUGAAUUUAUUAUGUAGUUAUUUGGUAUAUAGAUUUAUGUGUAGUAAAUGUUAUUUAUAUAAACUUGUGUUAGGUAUUAUGCCAAAGGUGAGAAAAACUAAAAAAAAUAUUUUGUCUCUGGUAAAAAUAACAAAAACGGUUACAGUUGCGUUAGAAAAUAUUAACGAAUUUAAAACAUUUUUGGUUUAGCUUUUUAAGUCUCGAUAGACAUUAAAACAAGCAUUAGGUUUUUUGCGUACCAUUAAAAAUCAGCAAAAACAUCGUGGCGUCCUUUUAACUUUUCACAAAUCAAAGACUAGGGAUGUCUUAGACCACGAUUUAUAUUAAAAAAAAAACAGUAAAAUUAUACUUUAUCACUUUAUAUUUUAUGUUAUAAGUAUUGGUUUCAACUACUAAACAGUUUUUUCUCUACUGAAUAAUUAUCCGGUUAAAGAAUUCGACUUGGGGU